UUUCUUCUCCGGAGUUCUGCGUACACGUCACAUACACCAUAUUAUUAUAGUUUAUCGAUUUCUACGUGUCCGAUCACACGCGGUUGUCGUCGACAUCAUUCACUCGUCAGCAUGAUUACAGCUCGUUUGAUCGUUUUAUCCUCGGCCCUCGUAAUUAUCGUCCCGGGCCACGUGUUCGGUGACCAAGUGAACGAUAUUUCGCCCUCAAAUUUUUCACCGGAGUCAAGAGAUAUUACGUAUCCGUGCAAAUGCCAAGAAAGCAAAUGCAGCUGUUGUAGCGGAAAUAUUCUUCAAAACUUUAACCUCAACAUACGGCAACGGCUGUGCACCAACAUAACAUAUAACGCCGAUGACUUUGAAUUCAACGUGCGUAUAUUGUUCAACGACUACACCGUUUACAAUAGAGAUGUAUCAGGUAGGAAUCCGAGACCCAUAUGCGUGCCGAUCUUCCCGCCAGCUUGGACCCGGAGCCGGGUGUGUUUGAAGUUCAGCAACGUGUACUUCGUGGGCCGCAACGUCCACGUGUGCUUGAGCUUGGAAGCACAGACCGAGAAAAAACCCGUGUUCGACGUCGACUUCAACUGCGUCCGUAUGGGUACCCAGGGCGUGGCGUUGCUGAAACCAGAGGAUGGAGGUGGUCUGGUACCUCCAUUGCCUCAAGAUCCGGCCGACGCUCAAGCGGAAGCAACGACGGCGGCGGCGGCGGCGGCAGUGGCUGUGGCCGACCCAACUUCGACGGUCGUGAAAAAAAACAAAGUCAAACCACCUCGCGUGCAGUGAGUUUGGCGAAAACUCGAUUUGCAUAAUCCAACACAAUCAUAAUUAAUAGAUAGUGUUAUAAUAUUAUUAUUCCGUGUCGCAUAAUAUUAUAUUAUGUAAUCGUGAAUGCUGAAAAAAUAAUAUUUUUAUAACUGGUAAAUAUUUGAGUAUCAGUCGAGUUGGUUCGUAUCAACGUUAUAUGUUAAUGUACUAUUUAUGAAUAUAUAUCGCAUGUACCUAUUCAUAUUAUUACGUAU
Molecule: messenger RNA, 1016 nt
Organism: Myzus persicae (green peach aphid)
Lineage: Eukaryota; Metazoa; Arthropoda; Insecta; Hemiptera; Aphididae
Exons: 3
Coding region: 112-780 (222 amino acids)
Source: RefSeq, a predicted model, not a curated record